AUGACACCUAUCCAAAUGAUCCACAUCCACUACCGUGGCAAAUUCCUCUCCCUCCUCGACUCAGACGACGCCACACCGCUGUACACCGUGAAAGUGUGCCGCGAAACACCGCAAAUGGAACUCGUGCGGAUGAACCGGAGUGCCGCAGCCCAGAACACGAGUCCCCAAAUACCGGAACCAUGCACUGCAUCCUUCAAUUACUUGAGCCUAAACGUCUCCCUCAGCAUAAGAGGUAUACAAGUCCGUCUCAAACGCCACGGCACGUUCUCACGCACUUAUGCCUUCGAGAGCACUGCUUCCCCCGGCACGACGAUGCUCUGGGAAGCGGAUGGUGCGCUGACGGGGGAUUUCAAGUUGAGUGAUCAGUUUACGGGCCGGGUUGUGGCGAGGUUUCGGAAUAGGCUGUUUUCUACCUCGGAAGUUGGGUCGUUGGAAAUGAUUGGGGAGGUGGAAGAGGUGCUGCAGGAGGAGAUUGUUAUUAGUUGUUUGGCGGUGCUGGUUAUGGUGCAGAGCUUGAAUUUGGCGACCAUGGUUUUGGUUGGAGGGAGUCCGUAG
Messenger RNA from Penicillium lagena, 555 nucleotides. RefSeq lists its product as uncharacterized. The record is from RefSeq and is a predicted model, not a curated record. The transcript has a single exon. Lineage: Eukaryota; Fungi; Ascomycota; Eurotiomycetes; Eurotiales; Aspergillaceae. Bases 1 to 555 code for a protein of 184 amino acids.